UUUCCCCCAAGAAAUGGAGUUAUCUGUUUCUUGUUUUAGAGACCAGUUGAAGAACUCCAUCUCUCUGAAUGCAGUGAGCCGGAUGGCUGCUUUCUGCUCAGUUUCCCUGAGCUUGUACAAUCCGAGGUUCACAUUGGAAUCAUGAGAUUCAAUGUGUUGGCAAACUUUCAAACAGAGUAUUAACAAUUGAAUAAUAUACCCGUGUUUCCUGGAGAGUUUGAGGAAUUUUAUCAAUCUUUUUGACGAGUCUCUGUUGUGGGACAGAAACUCAAGCUAAGGUAUAGUUAUAAAGCCAAAUAAAAUGACCUGUUUGUGAAAGGAGUGCUUUGAUUUUCCAGCACCCUGUUACCUAAUGCGAAUUUUAGUGCAUCGAGCAGAUGGGUUGUAAAGAUUUGUUUUGUUGUUAGGAAAAGAAUACAAAUUAUGGCUAUUGUUGGUGUGCACAAUGUGUCAGUGCUUGACUCUUCUUUCCUUAGGGACUCCCAUUCUCAAUCAUCGAGUAGACGUGGAGGUGGAGGCAGGAGAAGCACCCAGUCAUCUUCACUUUUGCAACUAUGGCAAGAGAUUGAGGAUGAGCAUAUGGUGAGUCGUCAAGCUCAAGCAAGACCUGGGGAAUUAUUGCUUCAAGGAUCUCAUGGUAGGCAAGAGGAGUUAAACAAUUCUAGCUGUGAGAACUCUUCUGAUCUUGGAGAUCUUGAAAGGGAAAGAGUAAGGAAAAUUUUUAGAGAAUGGAUGAAGAGUGGCGCUAGAGAUGAAGCGUCCAGCAUUUCCAUCAGAAACAACAGUCCUAGGGACGAGUGGCUUGGCGAAACAGAGCAGGAGAGAGUGAGAAUCAUAAGGGAGUGGGUACAAAUGAGUAGCCAGCAGCAGAGCGGUAUUUCUUCUGGGGAAAAUAGAGAGGAGCAAUCUGCAGAAAUUGAACGUGUUCGUAAUGGAUUUGUUAGAAACAAAAAUGAAGGCCAGAGUGAGCAAACUCGCAGGGGGAUUCGAAAACUAUGUGGCAGACAGGUUUUGCUUGAUAUGCUAAACAAGGCUGAGAGAGAAAGGCAGAGAGAAGUUCAGGAGUUGUUAGACCAACGGGCAGUAUCUCAUUUUCCUCAUCGCAAUCGCAUUCAGGCAUUGCUAAGAGGCAGGUUUCUGAGAAAUGAUAGGGUUGCUGAUAAGAAAAGGACCGCUUCUGUGUCGGACAGUGAAUUAGGUUUAUUGAGGCAAAAGCAGACUGUAUCAGGUUUAAGGGAAGGAUUUUUCUCUAGAAAGAACAUUUCUGGUUGCAGUUUAGAAAGCAACAAUGUACCUGAUACCUCAUCAAGCAGUGAUAUGGAUGAUGCCAGCAGUUCACAACGCUCCCCAAAUGUACAGCCCAAACUAUCUGAGUUCAAUUAUCGGGGAACUGAUGGAACUCAGAUAUCAGGUAACGAGGUUUGUCUGCAGGACUCUCCAGCUCAUGUUGAAGCAGAAGAACCAAAGGAUUUGAAAAUUGAAUCAAGAGAUUUACAGUCAUCAAUCAAUGUUGCGAUCGAAAGAAUAGAUGACACUCCACAAAGUGUUCAUGUGGGGUCAACCGAAGACACGUCUAAGGAACUUUCCCAACCACGCUUGCCAGUUGAAGAUACAGAGCAUUGCUCUGCGCAGGUAUUCAGCGAGGACCAUAACGAACAGUCUGAUCAUGGAUAUUAUUCAGAGGGAAAUAUCAUUGAUGACGAUAACGUGAAUGAGCCAGUUGCUCUGGAAGGAGAGCUGCCCAUAGAUUUUGGAAAUGAUCGAAGUGAUAGUCUUCCACUUGAUGUUGAACAGAGAGACAACCCUGAGGGAAGUAUGGAUCUUGAUCAUCCAACUUCUCCAGCAAACGACAGGUCCCAACAUAUGUUGGACUACGAAGAUGGCGAAGACCCUCAUGUUCAAGAAGCAUCUGAAUUGCGGUCACAAGAUGAUGGCGCUCAAGAACCGAUUAUUGAAAAUUUUUCGGGAGGAUCUUCUGAUCAUGAAGGUGCUGCUACAGUUAGCGGAACUCACGUGAUUUAUUUUUCUGAUGAUGACAGUGCUUAUAGCGGAGAACUCAGUGAACUGUUAAAUAGGAGACGUGUUUCUAAUCUCCUUAGCGGCGGUUUUCGGGAGAAUCUGGAGCAAUUGGUACGAUCAUACGUUGAAAGGCAGAACCAUGCCCAAUUAGAGUGGGAGCUGCAAGAGGAAGGAGAAGGAGACGACCUGGAGCAGCAUGCUAUGGAUCAGACUGGGGGCCAAGAUGGUCCUUAUGACAGUUCAAUUUACUUGCCCUCAUCACCACUUCAAUCUUCUCGACCUCUUUGGGACCAACAGAAUGAAAUGAACAGUCAACACACUGGAAUUGAGUGGGAGAUUAUUAAUGGUUUGAGGAUUGACAUGGCUGUGCUGCAGCAGAGGAUGAAUGAAAUGCAGAGAAUGCUGGAGGCCUGCAUGGAUAUGCAGCUUGAGCUCCAACGCUCAUUGAAGCAAGAAGUUUCUGCAGCAUUGCUUAAUUGUUCAGAUGAUGGGUCAACGAGAUUGCAAGACCCUGAUUCCCAAGAUGAUAACUCUAAGUGGGAGUGUGUGAGGAAAGGAGUCUGCUGCAUAUGUUGUAAAAGCAAUAUUGAUUCUUUACUGUACAGAUGUGGGCACAUGUGUAUGUGUUCAAAGUGUGCGAAUGAAUUGUUGGAGAGCAAGAAAAAGUGCCCAAUGUGCGAAGCACCUGUGGUGGAGGUCAUACAUGCUUAUUCCAUACUUUAAUGUCGACAUGAUAAAGUCACACUUACAACUGAUAAGUCUAGGACUCUAACAAGUUCCAUUUUCUCUGGAUCUUUCUUUCUUUGAUUCCUGUACCUAUGUAUGAUAGGCGCCGCCAUGGAACACCCAAUGGCAUAUUUUUGGGCCAUUGAUUCUAAUUCUAAUAAAUUAUCUGUUGUUCUGAA
Molecule: messenger RNA, 2924 nt
Organism: Neltuma alba
Lineage: Eukaryota; Viridiplantae; Streptophyta; Magnoliopsida; Fabales; Fabaceae
Exons: 8
Coding region: 424-2742 (772 amino acids)
Source: RefSeq, a predicted model, not a curated record